AUGCCCAUGAAGCUCCAUCACGCGCGGCCGAUUUGCCGCGCUCCGAAUUGCUUCUCUCCCUCGGUCCUUCUGUACCAGUAUUUUAUCUCCCCAUACAAUGCCGCCCACCAGCAGCGCUUUUCUUCGUCUGCGCCCUCACCCGAAGCAGCUGAGGAUGGGCCGUCCAACAGGUCCUCGGAAAGCCCGGAUCAUACAGUGGCAACCAUAGCGGCUCAAGCGAUACCUAGUUCCCCUGCACAAACGAAGAUCCGAUUCCACGACAACAAGGAAAUUCUAAGACGUAAGACGCCGCGGGAGUUGGUGGACGCUGCGGGAACGAAGGCAAAGCCCCCGAACCUGGUGAAGAAGGGCGCCCGUCCGUUGAACGCCUACAACUCCGAAAAAAAUGUCGAGCAGCUGCUGCUGAAGGCCAAACUUGCUGUCGAUGAUGGUGAAGAGUACAGAGGGGAACUUGUAAAACCCUUUGCAUCGCCUGUAUUCAUUCCGGAGCAAAUGUUCCCCUGGUCUGCGAAAUCUUCGCAGUCAAAUUUAGACGCCAUGUCCAGGUAUGGAAUCACUGUGUCACUAAAGAGCUUUGCUGAUGGCGGUGCUUACAGGCUCAAUCGGGAGAUUAACGACUUCUACGAGUACGCGAAACCUAGUCGAGCAGAAUUGUUUGCGCGGAAAAACGUCGUUGAGCAGAUUCGCGCCGAUGUGCGCCAGCGCCUACCGCACCACAUCCUCGAAGUGUUUGGUUCCGAGCGAACAGGGUUGGCGCUCGCACUUUCCGACAUUGAUCUUCGACUCGUCAACCGCAGAGACUUGCAUCAAAAAUCGGACAAGCCACCGACACCUGAGCAGCGGAAGAGUCUGUUGAAGGACUUAUACAAUCUCCGCUACAGGGUUUUUGGUGACAGAAGCCGUAAAUAUAUCAUGCCGGUGCUGCGGCACUCCCGGUAUCCCUUGAUCAGUUUGCUGGAUCGUGGUUCGGGUCUCGACGUACAGAUCGUGUCGUCCAACAGUACGACUAGGCAGAGAGAAUUCAUACAGCGAUACAUGAAUGAAUACCCCUACCUUCGACAAACAUAUGCGGUAAUCAAGACCAUGUUCGACCAACGCGGGUUUUCAGACGUCUUCCGAGGAGGUUUUGGAUCAUACCCUCUCUUCAUGAUGAUAGUCGCAAGCCUGCAGAACGAAGCAAACCAGCGGAGAGAUGCCGCUGGCGCUCUUGUGAACUUCCUGUACUUCUGGGCGAACUUCAAGACCCACGAGCACGGAGUCUCGAUUGCUCCCCCCGAGUACUUCGACAAGAAAGAGAAUCCAAUUCUCACCGACACCUUGAAGUCGAAGCUGAGCUCUCGAGCCUCGAAGCGUAAACCAGACUACAUACUCACCCUGCGCGACCCCGCCGACGAAACGAACGACUUGGGCUACAAAGGCUCGGUCAUCCUACAUCUCCAAUACACCCUCCGUCACCUCACAGCCCGCAUGAUCACGAACCUCAACGCAAACAACAGACCUAGCCUUUUGGCCCCGCUAGUAGGCGAAGUGUACGGCCGGGACCGCCAUCGACGCGAACACCUCGCCGCACACGGCUCCCGGAUACAGCAGCAGGUCGAGAAGUCUCUUGCCGCAGCCGCAGCCGCAAGGAACACCCACACGGAAAAGCACGAUGCAACGUCCACGCAACAGACGGCACAGGAAGACCCCACGGCGCAGCUAGAAACCGACGUCCACGGCUUCCUAGCCGACAACACAGACUCUCCAACCGACCCCCCUCACUCCCAGCAGCAAGACCGCAUCCCCAUUGGAUCCAAAGUCUCCAUCGCAUACAAACAAACCAACCAACGUGGAAUGUUCUUCACCGCCCCCAACGGGACGCCUGCCAAAGAUGUCACGCCUGCACAUUCUCCGGCCGACGUGCAGGCGCAAGUCGAAGAUGUACACGAGACCAGGACGCAUGGUGCGCAGCAGGAGACAGGCCGGUUGCCGAAGGUGGACACUUAG
Messenger RNA from Didymosphaeria variabile, 1986 nucleotides. RefSeq lists its product as uncharacterized. Gene Ontology annotation, biological process: RNA 3'-end processing. Gene Ontology annotation, molecular function: poly(A) RNA polymerase activity; mRNA binding. The record is from RefSeq and is a predicted model, not a curated record. Bases 1 to 1986 code for a protein of 661 amino acids. The transcript has 2 exons. Gene Ontology annotation, cellular component: nucleolus; TRAMP complex. Lineage: Eukaryota; Fungi; Ascomycota; Dothideomycetes; Pleosporales; Didymosphaeriaceae.